AUGGCUCCAUUAAACUUAGGUUUCGUCGGUACUGGUAUCUUUGCCACUGAUAAACAUUUACCAACUUUCCAAAAAAAUCCAGAACAUUUCAAACCAAUUGCUGCUUUUAAUAGAACAAGAUCCAAAGCUGAAACAUUUGCUGAAAAAGCCCAAAUUGAAUCAAAUCAUAUUUAUGAUUCACUUGAUGAUAUCUUGAAAGAUCCAAAAGUUGAUUUCAUUGAUGCCCUGUUACCAGCUCAAAAUAAUAAUGAAACUAUUCAAAAGGCAAUUCAAGCUGGUAAACCAAUCAUUGUCGAGAAACCAAUUGCUGCUGAUUUGAAAGAUGCCCAAAAAAUUGUUCAAUUAUCAAGAGAAACUGAAUUACCAAUCUUAAUUGGUGAACAAUGGAUUUAUUUUAAAUCAGUUGAUUUAAUUAAAGAAAGAUUAGAAAAAAUCGGUCCAAUCAUUUCAUUCACUUAUAGAUCAACUGGUCCUUUCUAUAAUCAAAAUAAAUAUUUACAAACUUCAUGGAGACAAAACCCAAAACAUAUUGGUGGAUUCUUAAGUGAUGGUGGUGUUCAUCAAUUAGCCUUAUUAACAGAAGUCUUAGGUGAAGUUUCCACUAUAAAUGCUCAUACAAAACAAGUUCGUAAAGAAUCUGGUACUGAUGAUAUCUUAUUCUCUACUGUUAAAUUAGAAAAUGAUGUUAUUGGAACUUUUACUUAUGGGUCUGCAUUUGGCGCUGUGGAAAAACAUGGUUCUUUUAUUAUUUAUGGAUUAAAUGGUUCAAUUACUUUAGAUUUUAGUGCUAAAAAUCCUCAUAAAAAGUUAACUACAUUAAUUGGUACCUAUGGUGAAGAAAUUAAAGAUGAAGAAGUUUUAGAAUUUGAUGAAGAUCCAACCCAGGGUGUUGGUUUAGAAUUUGAAAAUUUUUAUCAAGCUGUUACUACUAAAGAUAAAUCAAUUUUAAAAUCUACUCCAGAGAAAACUUAUCAUCAUUUAGCUAUUAUUGCAGCUGCUUUAGAAAGUUCACAAAAAAAUGGUGAUACAGUGGAAAUUUCAAAGCCAUAG
This is a messenger RNA of Hansenula ciferrii, 1050 nucleotides long. RefSeq lists its product as uncharacterized. Gene Ontology annotation, biological process: NADPH regeneration. The transcript has a single exon. The record is from RefSeq and is a predicted model, not a curated record. NCBI's taxonomy places the organism in Eukaryota, Fungi, Ascomycota, Saccharomycetes, Phaffomycetales, Wickerhamomycetaceae. The coding region runs from base 1 to 1050 and encodes 349 amino acids. Gene Ontology annotation, molecular function: nucleotide binding; oxidoreductase activity. Gene Ontology annotation, cellular component: cytoplasm.